CUGUGUGGCGGAAUAACCAAGCUUAACUCGACCAUUACUCAACAUGUUUCAGCAAGUAAAGCAACAAACGAACAGAAUGAAACACAGCUCGCAAGCACACAGCAACGUGUCGACGCCACGUGGACCCACUGUUACUAUCUCCGUGCAACUAAUACUCGAGCACGCCCCGAUGAGUUGUUCAAAACUCUUCUUAAAUGUCUCCGGCCGUACUGCUCAAGUGCAUUUUUCUGGGGAGGAUCACUGGAGAAGUAUCUCUUGAAGAAAGGGCGCUUCGAAGAGUUCUCGUCAUCUCUGAUCAUACAGCAGACGGCGAGCGCCCUCGAGUAUUGCCACAGCAAGAGAAUUGUCCACCGGGAUGUGAAGCCGGCGAACAUCCUGGUCACCGGCAAUGGUGUUGUAAAGCUAGCCGAUUUCGGCAUAAGCGACAAGGUCGCCCUCGGACUUCGAACUCAAGCGCGUGCUCGGAAACGGUGCAAUGAGCACCGUCUUCCGAGCAAUAACAGGCGCACAGGAGAGCCUGUUGCCAUCAAGGAUGUGCAAGAAGCCCGAGGACGACGACAAGUUGGCAAUGCUCGAAAUGGAGGUCAUGAUCCAUGCGGAGCUGAGGUAUUGCACUUACCUCCCUAUUACUGA
Molecule: messenger RNA, 633 nt
Organism: Cooperia oncophora
Lineage: Eukaryota; Metazoa; Nematoda; Chromadorea; Rhabditida; Trichostrongylidae
Source: the annotation of a GenBank genome assembly